Messenger RNA from Colletotrichum chrysophilum, 1542 nucleotides. RefSeq lists its product as uncharacterized. The record is from RefSeq and is a predicted model, not a curated record. NCBI's taxonomy places the organism in Eukaryota, Fungi, Ascomycota, Sordariomycetes, Glomerellales, Glomerellaceae. Gene Ontology annotation, cellular component: cytoplasm. Gene Ontology annotation, biological process: allantoin catabolic process; purine nucleobase catabolic process. Gene Ontology annotation, molecular function: allantoinase activity; cobalt ion binding; zinc ion binding. Bases 1 to 1542 code for a protein of 513 amino acids. The transcript has a single exon.
AUGGUUUUACCCCGGCUCUCCGGGGUGGUCCUCUUUGCGACAUGCAUUCAGGCCCUGCUCCCGAACAACUCUUCGUCAGACCUCCUCGUGUUUGCGUCGUCCCGCGUCGUCCUAAGCGGAUCUGUGAGCGAGGCAACUCUUGUGGUCAACACGACAACCGGCAAAAUCAUCUCAAUCGGCAAUUCCGUCAGAUCACCCUCCGAAUUCCCUCCAGGCACCGCCUACACAGACUAUUCACCAAAGCUCCUGCUCCCUGGCCUACUAGACGCCCAUGUCCAUCUCAAUGAGCCCGGACGGACGGAAUGGGAAGGCUUCUGGACCGGCUCUAGAGCGGCCGCAUCGGGUGGUGUCACGACGCUGAUCGACAUGCCUCUUAACUCUCUUCCGCCAACAACCACUGUCGAGAACCUCAUGACCAAAGUCAAGGCGGCCGAUGGCCAGUGCUGGGUUGAUGUCGGCUUUCAUGGUGGUCUGAUACCCAACAAUACGCAGCACCUAAAGUCUCUAGUCGAUGCGGGUGUACGCUCGUUCAAGGGGUUUCUCAUUGAAAGUGGCGUGGACGAAUUCCCAGCCAUCGGUCCCAACGAUAUCGAAGCAGCUAUGCAUGCCCUUGCCGGCUCGCCUACCACGGUUAUGUUCCAUGCGGAGAUGGUACCUCCCAACGUGACACUCGUCGGCUCUGGCGCACCAUAUACCGGUCCUCUCACGAGCUACCAAACCUAUCUGGGCUCUCGACCUCCAACGCUGGAGACCUACGCCAUCAGUCAGAUUCUGUCCAAAGCCCAUAUUGCACCCGAUCUGGACUUGCACAUUGUGCAUCUGUCUGCCGCUGAGGGCAUCCCUAUGUUGCGUGAGGCAAGGGACCGUGGCAUUCAAAUCACCGCCGAGACGUGCUUCCACUAUCUCAGUCUGGCCUCCGAGGAGGUUCCCGAGGGAGACACACGCUGCAAGUCAGCCCCUCCAGCUCGCGACCUAUCCAACCAGGCCCUUCUAUGGGAGGAGCUCUCGCGUGAGAAUGGCGACGGUGUCAUCAAGACCGUAGUCUCAGACCAUUCGCCCUGCACACCGGACCUGAAGUUGAUUCCCGAGUCACUGCCUGUUGCCCCGCACAGCCAUCAGGGCGAGGAUGGUGACUUCUUCAGUGCGUGGGGAGGUGUCAGCAGUCUCGGCCUGGGUCUCUCCAUUCUUUGGACACAGGCCGAUUCUCGAGGUAUCACCAUCGAGGAUAUCGUCCGAUGGACGAGUACGAAUACGGCACGUCAAGUUGGCUUGGAACAGGAGAAGGGUGACCUGGGCGUGGGAUUCGACGCUGACGUGGUGGUCUUUGAUGAUACAGCUUUUUUUGAGGUCAACACCGACACCAUGUUCUUCCGAAACGAGGUCUCCCCCUUCGAAGGAAAGACACUCAAGGGAGCCGUGGACGAGACUUGGCUGCGCGGGCGAAAGAUAUUUGAUCGUACAACGGGAUUCGAUGAGGAGCAGGGCCCGGUCGGAAGAACUAUCCUGGAACCGCGGCGGCGAAAGGCUGUGAGAAUGGUCUAG